AUGCAUGCCCAGUUCAACCUGAGCGUCGAUGACUCUGUAUUUCUUCCUACAAUUAACCUCGUGUGGCUCGCCCAGCGGCCGGUGCCAAGCGUGAAGCGUGAAGCGUUAAGCAGGUCCCGUGAGGUCACGUGUGCACCGGCUUUUGCAUGCCCGAACGCCAAGGCAUCACGCUAUCCCCAAACCAGCAAGUGCGUGGCUGCUCCUAUUCCGGGUUUGGGCUGCGCUUCUUCAUCCCUCCGAAUCGUCGAGCCUCGAGUCUUUAUCGGGUUUUUGGUAUUUACUGAACCGUGUUCUGCCUCUUCAAAGACUUAUCUGGAGGAGAGAUCAGUUUCUCUGUCGUCAUCUGUUCCCGACGAUCCUCGGCGAAGGGCGGUCGCUUUGAUGGAUAGGAACGCCGAUUUUGAGGCUGAUCCUCCCCGUCUGCCGCGGUUGCCAUCGCCCGCGGACUCGCCUAGUGCGUCGCUAGCUGCGUCGUUUAGACUCGACGAGGGAUACUCGGAUGACACGACCGGCAGCCAGCUGGAUCAUGACAAGCUUCCUCAUUUGCCUGGAGACCUCGUGACUCUGCCGGAUUGGAUUCUCGCGCAAACCGAAGGAGACCGAGCUGAACUGGCCUACAACCUGCUGCGAACUCUACGAACCUCCGCCCUGGCUGCAGUGGUCGACCGGCUCAAUCCGCUUUUACACAUGGACCCUGUUUUGAAGCUUCCCCCUGAAAUCACCUCGGAGAUUUUCUCCUAUCUGGACCCGCGAUCGUUAUUGACAUCCUCGUUGGUUUCUCGCGCGUGGCGCAGCCGGAUCAGCGAUCCGCGGUUAUGGAGAGAUCUCUUCAUUCGUGAGGGUUGGCGCGUCGACAUCGAUGCUAUCCGAAAAUAUGAACAGGAGCAAUCCGAGCAGUUGUCGCUUCAGUCUCGCAAGUCCCGGUCCAGACAGGCAGACCCGGACAUCGGGGAGCCCAAACUCAAGAAGCGCGUCCCCCAGGGCUGGUUUGAAUCUCGUGGCGCCGACUCGAGUAUCCACGCGGGCGAGAUGGACACGACGGAAUCGGGGAACCUGCCCGACAAGGAAGGCGAUCAUCAGAUGAGUGACGCCUCGAAUGACCGCAAAGCCUCCUUUGCUUCCCAGCCGCCUGAAUCUCCCACGAGCCACAGCCGUGCAGCGUUUGAAUCCGCGAGAGCAGUCGUGCAGGCCGGUCCGACCGCCCAGCCGUUUCCCCCAAAAUCGUCGAUCUAUACUCGACUACCAGGUGGCACAGUCAAGAUCAACUGGCCUCACUUAUACAAACAGCGAAGACGACUGGAGGAGAAUUGGCUUAAAGGACAAUUCACCAACUUCCAGCUCCCACACCCCGCACAUCCUGAGGAGGCCCAUCAAGAAUGUGUGUAUACCAUCCAGUUCUCCGGCAAGUGGCUGGUGAGUGGGAGCCGUGAUAAGACCGUACGUGUCUGGGAUUUGGAAACACAGCGUCUAUUGUACCGACCGUUGCUCGGGCAUUUGAAGUCGGUUCUGUGCCUGCAGUUUGAUCCGUCACCUUCGGAAGACGUCAUCAUCUCCGGGAGUAGCGAUAAAAAUGUUAUUGUCUGGCAGUUCUCGACGGGCCAAAAGAUCCACGAAAUUUCUUCGGCUCAUAGCGACUCCGUCCUCAAUCUCCGCUUCGACAAGCGAUACCUCGUGACGUGUUCCAAGGAUCGGCUUAUUAAAGUUUGGAACCGCCGCGAGCUCACUGCGACAGACAAGGACUACCCCAGCAUCCAUCAGGGCUCCGGCGUCACCUAUCCAUCCUACAUCAUUGACACCACCGAGUUGCCGUCACCGGUUCUCGAGGCAGAGCUGGCCAGGGGUCAUAUCAAGAGUCUAGAGCCGUACUCUCUUCUGUUCACUAUGGAUGGCCAUGGGGCAGCCGUCAAUGCGAUCCAGUUGAACGAGGAUGAGAUUGUCUCGGCGUCUGGUGAUAGACUGAUCAAAGUUUGGAACAUUCGCAAUGGAGCGUGUCUCAAAACCAUCAUUGGCCAUGAGAAAGGGAUUGCUUGCAUCCAAUUCGACAGCCGUCGUGUGAUCAGCGGCAGCAAUGACGAUACCGUUCGCAUCUUUGACCACGCCUGUGGUGCGGAGGUGGCCUGUUUGCAUGGACACGAAAAUCUGGUGCGGACCGUGCAAGCUGGUUUCGGGGACCCCCCGGGAGCCGAAGAGACGAUGCGCCUGGAAGCCCUGGCGGUGGAUAGCAGCUUCUGGCGUGCAAAGCGAGCCGGGGAAAUCGUGGAUCAGGCGCCUACGAGCAUGAGGCGCUCGGGCUACGUCCAGAACACAGCCGGGUCUCGGGAGCCCAAGGAUAUCCGUGCGAUCGGGGCAAACAUCCCACCGGGCGGGGGCGGCAGUGCAUGGGGACGGAUUGUCUCUGGAUCGUACGACGAGACAAUCAUCAUCUGGAAAAAGGAUCGCGAAGGUCGAUGGGUGGUCAGCCAUCGUCUCUAUCAAGAAGACGCCGCGGCAAUUGCCUCUGGCGAGCAAGCCCCGAUUCGCCCCGGGACAAUGCAUCACCCCGGGCCGCAGCAGACUGAAAUCCCCAUCCCCCCUCCACAAGGACAGGGCCCUCAACAACCUACACCAGAUCCCAAUGUCAAUGUCAACCACGCAGACGCCGCCACAGGUGCCGGGAAUGCCACCGCUCGUCCACAGCAAGGCAACGCCUGGGCACAGGGAAUGGUACGUACGAAUACUCUCUUGCCGCGAGGCCGGCUGCAUGCACCGAAUUUCCGAAGUGCCCCCGCCGGUCAUGGCCCAGCUGCUCGACUCCGAGCUCCGCAGCACUAUGCUCGGUAUAUGAACCACCGGAUGAAUAAUGGCCAGGAGGAACCGCCUCGGUUCCGAGUCUACAAACUUCAAUUCGACUCGCGCAAGAUCAUCAGCGCAAGCCAGGAUCCCCGUAUCGUCGGCUGGGAUUUUGCCUGUGGUGAUAGAGAGAUCAUCGAAGCCUGCCAAUUCUUCCAAGGCUUAUAG
Penicilliopsis zonata CBS 506.65 is the source of this 2997-nucleotide messenger RNA. RefSeq lists its product as hypothetical. The transcript has 4 exons. Gene Ontology annotation, molecular function: protein binding. Lineage: Eukaryota; Fungi; Ascomycota; Eurotiomycetes; Eurotiales; Aspergillaceae. The record is from RefSeq and is a predicted model, not a curated record. The coding region runs from base 1 to 2997 and encodes 998 amino acids.